CAUAAAUAUUCAUAUUCGCCAAUGGACACGUCGUCAACAAUCGCCCGAAAUUUUAAUUUGAUUGUAUUUUACAGCAAAAGAGUGGAUCGAUAGGACUAUUCCCUGAUGAAUUGAGUCUAUUGAGAGCUUGAACAAGGAUGGCAUGGACAGGGUUUACAGAUGAUCAGCUAAAUGCUUUGAAGAGACAAGGUUCAGAUGAAGAAGAAAAGCCAGCCAGAGGUGGUCGAGGUCAGCACCAUCAGAGGGGAAGGGGAAGGCCUGGUGGCAGCAGGGGUCGAGGGAGAGCUGGUCCACCCCAGUCAGUGAGCCAAGAGCCAGUCAGUCAAGACCAAAUGCUCUCCAGACCAAAGCCGCAGGGUCCACGAGGAAAGCCUGUCUCCUCUGCGGAGCACAAUGUUUGGAAUAAACUGAAUGAGCCCGCUGAAAGACGGCCACCCCAGCAAGGAGGAAAGCCCCUCCUCCUGCUCAAGGCAAGGCCGAAGACAGACAGAAAGAUGGACCUAAAGAUGGACCUAAAGAUGAAGGGAUGGAUCCUAAACGGGUUGUGAAAGACAUCGAGAAGGAGUCCCAGGAGGCUGUGAAGGAAGAGGAGGUGGAGAAGUUCAAGAUUUUAGAUGAGGAAGAAGGGCAUGAGAGGGAGACUUUUAAACUUGGGGAAUUUCAGAAAAAACAAAAACAGAUGGAGGAAGAUAAUGUUAGGAAGAAAAAGCUUCUGUUUAGAGCAAUAGCUGACAGAAAGAAGAAGACCCAAGCAGAAGCCAAGAGGCUGCUGUACAUACAGAAGGAGCUGGCAAAGAUAGAAACACUACUCACCAAUGAUGUCAGCAUACUCAGAGACAGGAUCGAGGAAGUAAGCAGGGACUUUAACGAUGCGCAGCAGCGAUACCAAAGGGCGGAGACAGAGUUUGUAGAUGCCAAGAUUCAUCUCCAUAAAUCGUCCGAAAUGAAGGAGCUUCUCACCGAGCACCUUUGCACCAUCAUUCAUGAGAACGAGCUCCGCAAAGCAAAGAAGCUGGAAGAGCUUGUCAGCAAACUGGAUGUCGAAAGUCUUGAGGAAUUUGAGAUUCCGGAAGAAACGCCUCCUACCUCUCCUGUGCCAAUAACCGUCCCUCACCAAUCGGAGGUUACAAAGAAUCCCUCAGAGAACAAUGGAAUGGCUCAAGUCUCCAGCAAUAACCCAGGGAAUCUGCCUAACGAAAAAGAAGAUUCCAUUGUCCCUCCAGGGGCUUCCUCUGACAAACUUAAUUCCACUGCUGCAUUGGCAGUCUCAUCUCCAUCAAAUAAUGCUGAACAAAGUGAAAGAUUUCCCAAUGACAAAGCUGAUGAAAGUGAUGAGAAAACUGAUGGUAAAAUCACAGAUUCAACAGUUUCUUGUGAUCAAGGUGGUAAAAAAGAUGAAAAACUAGUGACUGAAAACGAGAGUGACCUGUCAAGUAACAACCCAGAGUCCAGUAGGAGUCCAUCAUCGAGUGACCAGCCCGAGGCAGAGCAACAUGUGGAGCUUAAUGCAAAUCAGACAUGACCAAUGUUAUUCUAAAUGCAGCUAAUCCAAUUUAUAUUCCAUGUCAUGAUACAUUGUAGUGGACCGUUGGUGGCCCCGUAAUCAGGGGUUCCUGUGUUUCAAACAAAGUUGAUGUACUAGUGACCUUUGGUACAAUAUCGUGUGACAAUAUUCAAUUUAAUUCUUAAUAUUAAUCCUGAAUGCUUUUAAUAAUCACAAUGUUAGAACUUUGGGUCCUUCUGGUUGCUCAAAAAAUGAUAACAUAAUUUUGUUUAAUAGCAGUUAAAUAUAAUAGUCUAAUCAGUUAAUUAAUGAAAAAAAGCUAUUAAAAAAGGUCUAUGAAUAUGAAUGUACGGUUUUCACUGCUGAAAAGGUCUUUACGAUGGGUCUGAUUAUAAGUAAUAAUUUUUUAUGUGUGGAUGAGAUUUACGGGAAUAUGAAUAUGAAUUCAAUAUGCAUAAUGUACACUGCCGAGUUUAAUUACAUUAUAACAACUUGAUUCUUGAUGUAAUAAAAUGUAGAUACAUGUAGGUAUGCAGAUUAUAUUGAAUUUGUAGAAUUUGAUACUAUAAAUGAUUAUACAUGUAGUAGUACUGUAUUACUUGUACACAGUGAGAAUUACAUUGUAUUCACAUGAGGUUCUUAUGAGAAAUUCAAUAUAAUUUGAAAAUACAUCAGUAUAGCGUCCAAGUUUAGAGUUCUGAUAUUUUGAUAUAUAUGUACAUUUUUAUUUAUAAAUCAAAAAUAUUAUUUCUAAAUUUUAUAUAGCAUACUUAGAAUUAUUUUGUUACAAUUUCUUUUAUAGAAAAGAAAAUUAAGAGGUAAAUGAUAUCUAUGUGAUACAAUAAGAAAAAGCAAUAAAUAUUUUGCAUCUUCA
Molecule: messenger RNA, 2378 nt
Organism: Strongylocentrotus purpuratus (purple sea urchin)
Lineage: Eukaryota; Metazoa; Echinodermata; Echinoidea; Camarodonta; Strongylocentrotidae
Product: RAB6-interacting golgin
Exons: 7
Coding region: 527-1522 (331 amino acids)
Biological process (GO): non-motile cilium assembly
Source: RefSeq, a predicted model, not a curated record